CAUUUGAGCUAAAGAGAAUCUGUGACGUACACACCAUGCUUUAAUGAACUUUUAACACAUAACACUUUCACCUGAUUAACUCGAUUAACUUGCUGCAGUUUAAAAAACGGUAAGAAGAAGAAGAAGAACUCCAUCUUAAUUACACUAAUGGACAAGACAGAUGAGAUAAAAAUCUUGAAAAAAACAGCAGGAAAACACAAGAGACAGGUGAUGUAUAGAGAAAAGGAUGGAGAACCAUCGUCACCGAAGUCAGGUGAGAAAAAGUAUCGUCCUGGAGACAAGCAGCUGAAAAGCUCAUACUCAGAGAAGAGAAGCUCAGGAGGGACGGAGAGAGAGACUGAGAACAUCAGGUCAGGACAGAAGGGAGGAGAGGGAGAGAGGAAGACAAAGCCGAAGAAAAGAAGAAUGAAGGAAAAAGGAGUAGGUGUGUCGAGCGAUGGAGGAAGGCCUGGAGAGAAGAGAGGAAGGACAGGAAGUGGGGACGAGGACAGACAGGAUGUGAGAGAGAGUCAAGGAGUGAAGGAAAGCAGAGGACAAGGAAGCAGAAAGCAGAAUGUGAGAGUUUGGAGUGUGUCAUAUUCCUCCACAGUGGAUCAACCAGGUGGAGACAAGACCAUCAGGCAGGAGACACACAGGCAAAUGAGGGAUGAGGUGGAUGAGUGCAGUCAGGCUCAGACUCUCACACACACAGACACAGACAGGAAGCAGGGCAGAGAUGAGAGGGAUCAGGCAGACGGGAGCAGUGAGGCAGAUCAGUAUGUCUCAUGGGUGCAGUGUAGCAAGCCUGAAUGUGCUAAAUGGAGACAACUGAGAGAUGGUGUUGAUCCUUCAGCUUUGCCUGAUGACUGGACCUGCUCAAACAACACAGACCCUGCUCUCCGCAGUUGUUCGGCUCAAGAAGAGAAGUUCAGUGUGGACAAUAAGGAGAUAUUUUUCUACAGUCUGGUUCCUGGAUCACUGGUUUGGGCUCGGCAAAGUGGCUAUCCCUGGUGGCCGGCGAUGGUCGAGCGAGAUCCCGACACUGGGGAAUAUUUGGAAUUCUGGAAAGUGUCUGAUCUCACCCCAUAUAAGUGCCAUGUGACGUUUUUUGGAGAACCGGUGACUCGGGCCUGGCUCGUCUGCAGCAGGGUGAGGGGCUACGCUGACCUGUCUGAGGAGCACCUUCUCAAGGAAGCAGACAAAGCCCUGAAGGAUUCCAUGCGUAUGGCCAAGGAAGCGCUCAAACUGUCUGUGAAGGAGCGGUUAGAGAAGUUUGGGUUUCUUGGUCGUUACGUGUCAGACAGAGAGAGCUCAGAGGACAGUGAUAUCGCAGAGAUGUUGGAUCUGUUUUUUGGGAAGGCUGAAAAUGAUGACAGCAAUGAGGAUUUAUGGAGUAAAAAGCAGAAGUUAACAGGGAGAAAACUAAAAGAGAGAAAGAGAGAGAGGAAGAGGAGUGGACGGGCAAGAGAUAACGACGAGACACGUAGAGAGGGGGACAGGAGGAAAAGAAUGAAGAAGAAGCUAAAGGAAGGAAAAGAGGGUCUAACUGAUAGUGUACCUGUGAAAGGAGGUAAAGAAAAGAAAUGUUCCACUCCUUCAUUCACUCUCCCAGAGAAAAAGAAACAGCAGGGAACAGGCACGGCGGACCAGACUGUACCUCAGAGCAACAUGGAAAUGAGCACUGGAAGAAACUUUGACCUGGAUAUGCACUCCAAAGGAGAAGAGAUGCUUAAAGAGAGAGAGAGGAUGAACCCUAGAGCAGAGGAGGAGGACAGAGAGGCUGGAGAAGAGAGAGAGGAUGAUGAGGAUGGAUGUGUGGAUGCCCCUGACAGAGGAGAAGAGGAGGACAGAUUGUCCUUCAUGCUGCUGAUGAGGAGUGAGGACUAAACGCAGGUGUGUGAUUUGGGACGAGGCCUGUGUGUUAUUUUGCAGUAAUUACAAUGUGUGUCAGUCUCGGGCUACGUCCCAAAUCACACAGUUCCACACUAAGUAGUGUGCACUACAAUGUUAUGUUCUCAUGGUUAUUGUUCUGGCACAUGUGUGAUUUAAGAGCCAAAGUGUUUUGAGUGUACACACACACACACACACACACA
Molecule: messenger RNA, 2072 nt
Organism: Clarias gariepinus (North African catfish)
Lineage: Eukaryota; Metazoa; Chordata; Actinopteri; Siluriformes; Clariidae
Product: zinc finger CW-type PWWP domain protein 1-like
Exons: 16
Coding region: 148-1866 (572 amino acids)
Cellular component (GO): nucleus
Molecular function (GO): zinc ion binding
Source: RefSeq, a predicted model, not a curated record